Messenger RNA from Telopea speciosissima, 2165 nucleotides. Its product is annotated as O-fucosyltransferase 20-like. The record is from RefSeq and is a predicted model, not a curated record. Lineage: Eukaryota; Viridiplantae; Streptophyta; Magnoliopsida; Proteales; Proteaceae. Gene Ontology annotation, cellular component: cytoplasm. Bases 71 to 1720 code for a protein of 549 amino acids. The transcript is spliced from 6 exons.
UCUCACUCUCUUUUUAGUUUUUAAGUUCUCUCUGAUUCAGUUCCCUUGUUGAGGUCUCUCUCUUUCUCUCAUGGCCAAGUCGAAGAACCAAUCACACAAGCUCUCUUACAUUUCUGUACCAUCUCAAAUUGUCAGCUCUCUUUCAGCUUCUUCUCUUCACUCUCUACUCCUUUCGCCGACCAAGAAGUCUUCAAAGAAGAAUGCAAGCAAUUUCUUCAGCAACAACUCAAGGAACCCAAAGUUCUGGGCUUUCUUGCUCUUUCUCUUUGCUUUGCUUGGAAUGUUGGAGGUGGGAUUCAACUUCGAUCCUUUACUUCCUUUUUGGCCGAGGCCAUGUUCAUUGGAUGGUCAAACUCAGGCGUCGACUGUGAAGGGAAACUCUGUUAUGCCAUUGUCCUUUGAAUCUAGAGAUGGGGAGGAAAGUGAGGAAGGUGAGGAAGCGGAGUUCUGGAAGCAACCGGACGGGUUGGGUUAUCGUCCCUGCUUGUAUUUCAGCACAGAGUAUCGACGGUCCACCUCUGAGAUUCUGAAGGAUCGAACCAAAUAUCUAAUGGUUGUGGUUUCUGGUGGGAUGAACCAGCAGAGGAACCAGAUCGUUGAUGCAGUUGUUAUUUCUCGUAUUCUUGGAGCUGCUUUGGUUGUUCCUAUCUUGCAAGUGAACGUUAUUUGGGGAGAUGAAAGCGAAUUUUCUGAUAUUUUCGAUCUGGAUCACUUCAAAAGAGUUCUUGCCCAUGAUGUACGGAUAGUUUCAUCGUUGCCAUCGACGCAUCUGAUGUCGAGGCCAGUGGAGGAGAAGCGGACCCCUCUUCAUGUCUCCCCGCGUUGGAUUCGCCAACGCUACCUCAAGCGGCUUAACAGGGACAACGUGUUGCUCUUGCGGGGUUUGGAUUCUAGGCUCUCAAAGGAUCUUCCCUCUGAUCUUCAGAAGCUCCGGUGCAAGGUGGCAUUUCAUGCAUUGAGGUUUGCCCCUCCUAUUCUAGAGCUUGGUAACAAGCUAGCAGACAGAAUGCGGAGUGAGGGACCAUACCUUGCUCUUCAUCUACGCAUGGAGAAAGAUGUUUGGGUGAGGACUGGGUGUCUUCCUGGGUUGAGCCGUGAGUAUGAUGAGAUAAUUCGCAAUGAGAGAAAAUUAAGGCCAGAGCUCCUUACAGCAAGAUCGAACAUGACUUACCAUGAUCGCAAGCUUGCAGGGCUUUGCCCUCUGAAUGCCUUGGAAGUUACCAGGCUGCUUAAAGCACUUGAAGCUCCAAGAAAUGCAACGAUAUAUUGGGCAGGAGGCCUUCCAUUGGGGGGAAGAGAAGCUUUACUACCUUUAAUCAGAGAAUUUCCUCAUUUCUAUAACAAGAAUGACCUUGCUUUGCCUGGAGAAUUGGAGCCAUUUGCAAACAGAGCCUCUCUUCUAGCUGCUAUUGAUUAUAUAGUUUCUGAGAACAGUGAUGUCUUCAUGCCAUCUCAUGGUGGGAAUAUGGGGCAUGCUAUACAGGGCCAUAGGGCCUAUGCAGGGCACAAGAAGUAUAUAACCCCGAACAAAAGACAGAUGCUUCCUUACUUCUUAAAUUCUUCUCUACCGGAAUCUGAGUUUAAUAGGAUUAUAAGGGAUCUUCACCAUGAUUCUCUGGGGCAGCCGGAGAUCAGAACAAGCAAGGCCGGGAGGGAUGUGACAAAGUAUCCUGUAACAGAGUGCAUGUGCAAUGAUUCUAAUCCAAGAUCCACAACAUGAUUCAACUAUGAAAGGAUUCCCACGGGAUUGGAUUGCAACAGUUUUCUCCAUUGGAAAACUUGGGUACGCCGCCCUUAAAUGAGUCGUACCUUUUGAGACCUGAAAACUUCAUUCUUGAGGGCACCAUGGCUCCUGAGCAGUCAUUUUAGAGAGGCAAUUUUGGAGGUAUAUCUUCUGCAAGUAUGUGUCCAUACGUGCAUACUCAUUGCCACCUCUGUCUAUGUAGGCAUGCAUGAGUCAUGGUAUAGGUGCCCUGUAUAUGAUAGUAAUACCAUGAAAGAGCAAAAAUCAUUUCUUUAUUCUUUUCAGGAUAGUUUUGCCAGGGAUUUAUUUGUUCCUGUUUCAUUCUUUUUAAGCAUACAUGUAUCAUGAAUUGCUACUUGUACAUAUAUGUAUAAAUGAUCAUGAAUUGGUGUUAUAGUAUAAGUUGGCCUCUUCAUGGUUA